UCCAGGUUUUUCUGUUUUUAAGAAACUGUUGAAUUAAUUUAAAGGAAAGAAUUUGUUUUUUCUGGAAUCGUAGUUCUCUAAAUACUUUGGUGCGGCUGCACCGGGAGAUCAAAGAUGGCGACCGUGCCGAAUCAGAAUGAGAACUUAACGACAUAUAAGUUGGUCGUGGUUGGCGAUGGUGGUGUCGGGAAGAGCGCGCUCACCAUCCAAUUCUUCCAAAAGAUGUUCGUUGAAGAAUAUGAUCCAACUAUAGAGGAUUCAUAUAUCCAACACACAGAUAUCGAUGGACAGUGGUGUAUUUUAGAUGUGCUCGACACAGCCGGCCAGGAGGAAUUUAGUGCAAUGCGUGAACAAUACAUGAGAACAGGUGAUGGUUUCCUUAUCGUGUACAGCGUAACGGACCGCGCAAGUUACGAUCACGUACCAGAGUUCCACGAUCUUAUUCUAAGGGUAAAAGAUGAAACACAAUUCCCCGCCCUCCUAGUGGCCAACAAAGUUGAUCUUGUGCACCAGCGAGUGGUGGAAGAAGACGAGGGGAAGGAAAUGGCGCGACAAUUCCAGAUUCCUUACAUUGAAACGAGCGCCAAAGACCCUCCGCAAAACGUUGAUAAAGCUUUCCAAGAUAUUGUUCGUUUAAUAAGGCAACAAGGUCUUCAACAAAACGGGACGACCACCGGAGGUCGGGAGAGCAAAGGAUGUUGUCAGGUUAUGUAGCUCCACCUAGAGGCCAAAUACGACGAAAUUAUUCGGCGCUGAAUCAUCGAUUAAAUGCCGAGUCAUCGGAAACAAAAUUGCAGACAGUUGUUGCACUUACAAUAAUAUUAUGAUGUCAUAGAUGGGGUUGUUAUAUCUCACCUCACAUGGGUGCUUCCCCCUGGUCGAUAUCAUUUCAGGGGAUUACCCCUGUUCAGUUACUGCUACAAAGUUUUUAUAACCAACAUAGAAAUCAUAUUUCUGUGGAGUUUAAUUUUAUGAAAAUGAAAUGACGUAAUAACCACGAUUGUGACGCAUGGUGACGUUUUAAAUUUCUUCAACGAAAAUUUCUUUCUCGAAACUAAUUUUGACUAAUCUGGUGAAACUGCCGCGUGGUGGCGCCAACCACCCCUGAAAUAAAUUCCUAGUUUUGAUGUUUCUA
This is a messenger RNA of Ciona intestinalis (vase tunicate), 1135 nucleotides long. The record is from RefSeq and is a predicted model, not a curated record. NCBI's taxonomy places the organism in Eukaryota, Metazoa, Chordata, Ascidiacea, Phlebobranchia, Cionidae.